AUGGCGCUGCAGCACCCUUCGGCGGGUCCAGCGCCGACGCUAGAUGUGUUGUUGAUGGCGCAUAGGAUGGCGGCUGCAAGGGGGGAGCAACUGGACGUGGAGGCGUACAUGACGGAUGAGAUGAGGAGGGAGUGGUUCGAAAGGAGAGAGCCGUUCAUGCCUGCUGAAGAUGCGGAUGGGAGCGGGUCCAGGAAGAAGCGAAGGAUAUCAAUGGAUGGCGAUGGGACGUUACACACCGCCUCAUCUCCAUCAACCCCAUAUCAGCCUGAUAUCACCGACCCCGCCUACUCCCCAUCACAUCCCUCGUCCAAGCGGCAUCGCACGUCUCUCGUCGAACAACACUGGACACAACGUCGGCGGACAUACCUCCCCGGUGAUGGAUCCGCCGGUGCUCACGGAUCCAAUUCCGGCAAUGUUGAGGAGCAGGAUGAUAUAAUAUCUGUACCUGGCGGAAUGGUCGUUCCAACGCCGUUGUUGAGCAAUGUGGGAAUAGGAACGGGGAAUUGGAGGCGGAAACCAGAGGUUGAGGCGGACAAGGAGGAGGUUCAGGCUAGCGCGUCUUACUGGAACACCCUCCUUAUACGCGCUCGGAGAGACCGUGGACCACAAUGGGACUACUCUACCCAAUCAUACCAGGUCGACCGUCAUUCCCGGGCAUACUAUACGCACAUGGAUAAGCCUCUCAACGAGGACUUGCCACCACCAGAGGAGGUCGUGGCAGGGACGGGAAUGGGGGGAGCGCCGACCUUUGCCAACCUCACGCGAACGGCUUCUAGCUCGGGUGAGAGCCGAUCAGGCGGAAUGGCGAUCCCUACUUUACCGUUUACGGGACUUGGGGCGGGCGGACCUUCUGCGGGCGCAAGGCCGGGCUCCCCGCGAUCACGGACGCAGUCCAUCUCGCAGCCUAGGCCAGGAUCGUCGGGGGCGCUCCUCCCUGGAGAUCUGCCGCCACGGAGCGAAUCGCUCUUUCCCAGCCUGGGGUCGACAUUUCCGCCGGGCACGGCGCCGAGUCCUGCUCAACUGCAGCAGCUGCAUGCGCAACAGCAACAGGCGCUCUUGGCGCAGCAGCAGGCUCAGCAGGCCCAGCAGCGUCAAGUGAUCCAGCAGCAGCAGCAGCAGCAGGGCCAGAUGUCGCAGCCAUCGGGGUCUCAGCCAUACCAGCAACUGUACCAGCAACAACAGGCUCAAUUGCAACAGCGCCUCCCACCGCACUUGCAGCACAUGCAAUCGUCGCUGCAUCCGCAGUACGGCUCGCCCACGUCGUCUGCUAGCGGUACUUUGCCCAAUAUCAGCCCGAAUCCGGGCGGCAACUCGGGCCAACUGGCACGCACCAUCUCCCCUUCAUCCCUAUACCCCUCGCCCGGUCCAAACCCGCAUGCUCCACUCCGGCGCACACCGUCCCUCUCCGAGCCCUCCCCUCUCCCCAACGGUACCGGCACUGGCACCAGUAACGGCAACGGCGGUAUCCCCAACCCAUCGUACACUGGUCAAUCCCCACAAUCCCAACCCCCACCGGGCUUCCCACCGACCUAUUAUCCCCCACCCACCAAUACCUCUUCCCUGCAGCUCCAACCAUCCCAACGCGCCACGUCGUACGGACCUCUGCCUAAAGGUCCGCAGGGCGCGACGCCACAACAACAGGCGUGGGCGGCACAGGCGAAAACGAUGGGGCUGGGUUAUGACCAGUUUCAGGAAAUGAUGCUGCAGCAUCAGGCGAACCAGGCGAAUGGUGGCGGCGCGGGCACGGUGAAUCCGCAUAGUCUCGGCAGGCCAAAGGGGAACGGGAUGUUGGGCGGGAUGAAUGGGAGUGUGAAUCUCGCGCAGAUCACGGGUGGGAAUGUGAAUGGGAUGAAGGGCGGCGCAGGCGGUGGGGGGCCGAUGUUGGGUGGAGGUGGGGUGGAUUGA
Messenger RNA from Dioszegia hungarica, 1905 nucleotides. RefSeq lists its product as uncharacterized. Bases 1 to 1905 code for a protein of 634 amino acids. The transcript is spliced from 2 exons. Lineage: Eukaryota; Fungi; Basidiomycota; Tremellomycetes; Tremellales; Bulleribasidiaceae. The record is from RefSeq and is a predicted model, not a curated record.